AUGUACCAACCAACUUUAUUUUCGCAUUCCCGUGUCAGUACCAGUGAAGUUCCCUCUUCUCCAACCCAAAGCAUCAAGAAUCUGGAGUUCGUGUCUCCCUCAGCAACCAACACAGACGAAGGAGAAGAUCUUGAUUCUCUUUCCUCCCCUGACGAUAGCGAAGACGACGAUUCGGAUUCUUCUUCUCCCACCGUGAGCCAAAUGUGGCAAUCGACGGUGUUCGUGCGGCCCAAUCCCAGCGACGGGCCGCUCUCCAACGCAGACGGCGACGCGAUCUCGUCCGAUCGAAUGCUCGAACUCGCGAAGUUCAGCCAGCAGCAAGUCCAGAAAAGGGAGAAGAAACGACUCAAGAAGCGACUGGUUCCGCACAGCGCGCCGUCCUUCACGCCCAACCGACUGCCUCGCAACCGGACGACCGCGGGAUUCCCUUCGAUUUUGCAAGUGCGAGGCGCGUUCUCGACGCGGCAGCGAAGCAGCGUGGCGGUGUAUUGGGGCAAUCAAUACACACACCCCGUGGCGUGGAAGCGAAAACUCCGAUAUAUGGAGUGCUUGAUGAACGUGAACGUGACGUACAAUCGUCUCCCCGAUAAUCACACGCUGGUCGUUCUAACAGCCGGAGGCUAUGGUGUUUCGAAGAAGUUGAAGUACUCGCUGCGUGUGUUGUCUCUGUAUAAGAGACAGUUCAAUAUUCAGGUCGUGAUCUUCACGAAGUCGCGAGAUAUAACGGAGUUUGCGAGGCAGUUUGGGAUUGAUGUGCUUCCAGAGGCGAAAACGAACGAAUAUGGAUUGCCUUUCAUUAAUUCGAUGCUCGUUACCGCUCGAACUGUCUAUUCGGUGAAGCAGAUCGUUUACAUCAACGCGGACAUCAUCAUCAAUCCAGGCACUUUUUCGGUCGCUGCCUUUUUUGAUGAGUAUUUCGAGAAUCAAAAAUAUGUUAUGGUCGGAACCGUCAUGAACGUGAAAACAUUACCGAAGAAUAUGAACACGAAAUACUUCUCGUCCUAUCGAAAGCAUUUCUCCCAGCUGAAAGGGACGCUGCGCGAUGCGUCGGCGAUCGACGUUUUUGUGUUUCCUUCUACGUUUCCCUUCGAGAAAAUGUGGAAAGUGGUCGUGGGUCGGUGGUAUGUGGACAGCGCGAUUCUGGUGUAUGCUCAUGCUCGCUCGUUUGAUGUCGUCGACAUUACCUCUCUAGCGUCGAUUCAUCAGGGAUUUGAUAGUUCUAUGAACCAUAUGGGGAAGGUGCCUCGAAAGGAUUUCUUUUGGAAUGCUGCUCAUAUCAAUUCGCACCUGGGUAACACUCAAGGACGGAUCACGAGUAACUAUUUUAUUCGUUGGGUUGUUUUGUGA
Molecule: messenger RNA, 1347 nt
Organism: Blastocystis hominis
Lineage: Eukaryota; Bigyra; Opalinata; Blastocystidae
Exons: 4
Coding region: 1-1347 (448 amino acids)
Source: RefSeq, a predicted model, not a curated record